Eutrema salsugineum is the source of this 912-nucleotide messenger RNA. Its product is annotated as syntaxin-124. Gene Ontology annotation, molecular function: SNAP receptor activity; SNARE binding. The record is from RefSeq and is a predicted model, not a curated record. Gene Ontology annotation, cellular component: SNARE complex; plasma membrane; endomembrane system. Bases 1 to 912 code for a protein of 303 amino acids. Lineage: Eukaryota; Viridiplantae; Streptophyta; Magnoliopsida; Brassicales; Brassicaceae. Gene Ontology annotation, biological process: exocytosis; intracellular protein transport; vesicle fusion. The transcript has 2 exons.
AUGAAUGAUUUAUUCUCUAGUUCGUUCAAGAAGUACUCGGACCUGAAGCAACAGGCCCAAAUGGACGAUCUUGAGGCAGGUAAAGAGACAAUGAACCUCGAUAAAUUCUUCGAAGAUGUUGAAAAUGUCAAAGACGACAUGAAGGGCGUAGAGACUCUUUACAUGAAGCUUCAGGAUUCGAACGAGGAGUGCAAGACGGUCCACAAUGCCAAGAAGGUUAAGGAACUAAGAGCUAAGAUGGAUGGAGAUGUCGCUCAGGUUCUCAAGAGAGUCAAGAUCAUCAAGCAAAAACUCGAGGCGCUCGAAAAGGGGAAUGCUAAUAGCCGUAAUGUCCUUGGUUGCGGCCCUGGCUCUUCCACCGAUAGAACCAGGACCUCUGUUGUUAGUGGACUAGGGAAAAAACUCAAGGAUUUGAUGGAUAACUUUCAGGGUUUGCGUGCGCGGAUGAAUGAUGAGUAUAAAGAAACAGUAGAACGCAGAUAUUUCACGAUAACAGGUGAAAAGGCGGACGAACAGACGAUUGAAAAUUUGAUUUCGAGCGGUGAAAGUGAGAAUUUUCUCCAGAAAGCGAUACAAGAGCAAGGGAGGGGCCAAAUAUUGGACACGAUAUCAGAAAUUCAAGAAAGACACGAUGCUGUCAAAGAGAUAGAGAAGAAUCUUAUUGAGCUACACCAAGUGUUCUUAGACAUGGCGGCUUUGGUGGAAGCACAAGGGCAGCAACUAAAUGACAUAGAAAGCCACGUGUCUAAAGCGAGCUCGUUCGUGAGAAGAGGGACAGAUCAGCUCCAAGAUGCGAGAGAGCACCAAAAGAGCUCUAGGAAAUGGACUUGUUACGCUAUCAUUCUCUUUAUCGUCGUCUUUGCUUUGCUUCUCAUACCUGCCUUACCUCAUAUCAUGCUCAUGUUGAAUUGA